Dreissena polymorpha is the source of this 6608-nucleotide messenger RNA. Its product is annotated as TP53-binding protein 1-like. Gene Ontology annotation, cellular component: nucleus. The record is from RefSeq and is a predicted model, not a curated record. NCBI's taxonomy places the organism in Eukaryota, Metazoa, Mollusca, Bivalvia, Myida, Dreissenidae. Gene Ontology annotation, molecular function: histone binding. Gene Ontology annotation, biological process: positive regulation of transcription by RNA polymerase II; DNA damage checkpoint signaling. The transcript has 18 exons. Bases 143 to 3457 code for a protein of 1104 amino acids.
ACCCAGGAGACCCACGACUCAGACGUGCAGUCCAAAGGAAAAUGGGGCAACAAAACCUGGCUACAGACCAUCUGAACCCAUUAAACAAACAGCUGAAGUAUCAAAACCUGUUGCAUUAACUGAUAAUAAAGCAAAAAAAAGUAUGCAGUCAACCGACAAAUUUGUAACCUCUGUGCUGCAUGGUGAGAGAAUGGAGAAAAUUGCUGAGGAGAUUCAAAAUGAAAACAUUGGAUUUGUGCUUUCUCAGAAUGAUAAUGCUCAAGUUACACCUGGCAUUGAAAAUGAAAAUUACCAAAGUGUUCCGAUAAAUACUAAAUCAGACCUGAACAAAACUGCUUAUAAUGGUGCUAAUACUAAAACAAAACCAUUUAGACCACAAGUAUCAAAUACACAAAUAAAUUCAACUAAGCUAACUGGAAUUACCCCCACAGAAAGAUUAACACGUGGCAAGAGAAAGAAAAAGUUAAUUCCUGCAGGCAAAAGGAACGAACUGCGCAAAGAGUCUUGCAGCCCCAAGGACGCUUCAGGGACCUUUGUGGCUGCAACCCAGAAAUUUGGGGCCGUUACUGGGGCCGACCCUUACAGGUUCACCAGUACCCAAUCUCAAAACCCAGAAGAACAUCCCAGAACACCAGUGUCCUCAAGAAAGAGGUCAAGAAGACUGCUGCACAAGAAAUCAGGCCUCAAGAAACUGAAGAUAGAUGCAUCAGCACCACAAACGAGCAGACAUCAAAUCACCAGCCCAGUGUUGACCAGUCAGAGCAGUGAUGUAAGCGUGACUACGAUUGGUUCACUGUCAUCCAUUCCAUCCUCAAUCAGCCAGUCAAGUCCCAGGAGAGAAACAACAUUGCUUUUAUCCAGUGGCUCCAGUAGACAGAGCGUUACGGACGAGAUCACAACUCGACUGUCUGGCAAGAGGCUGUCCAUAGAACAGUCGCUUCCGGACACGCUGCCCUUGCCUCACAGCGAGGAAGAAAAUUACCAACAAGUGCAUGUAGUGAUCGAGAAAGUGGAGCGGGUUUACAGAGAAAUCACCACUACCCGCAGAGUCAUCAGUUUAGACGGCCAGGUCUUGGACUGCACUAAGGAAGUGAAAAGGUUGGACCCUGUAGUAGUGGAGGAAACCACCCACAAGAAAGUUCAAUACCUGUAUCUGCCCUCGCCUUCACGCAGUGGGCAGUCAAUGACCUCUGGUGACCUUGGCGACAUCAGCUCCUCCCUCUCAAAGUCAAGUGUGUCAAGCGGGUCAUUGGGGUCAAAGGUCAGCCUGACCUCGCCCAGUCUGGAUCAUGCAGGCUCUUUGAACCCUCUUUCCAAUCAUCUGGAUAUGCAGGGUUAUGGAGACAAAGGUCAGAGCAGGUCACAGAGGCGGGAGAGUCUGGAAGAAAUAAAAAAAGAGCAGCCUAUACAAAAAACAUCAAAUACAAUGGAAGCUCCAAAACUUGUCCCAGCCAAGCAUCCUUCCCUUUCCACACACGAAGCACCCAAGAGAACCAGUACCAGUUCCAAGUCUUCCAGCCAUCCCACCACCCCAGAAGUGCCUGCCUCAAAAUCUGUCACCCCGGUAGUUCAGUCGGACCAAGACAGUUCAGGUGUUGGUACCCCGCUGGGUUCAACUAUCAACAAGACUGGAAGCUACCUUCACAGCCGCACAGUCAGUAUAGAGAGUCCACGUACAGUCAGCAUGAAUAGCCCACGCACAGCCAACAUCAACAGUCCACACACAGUCAGUGUGAAUAAUCCAGUCACAGCCAGCAUGAACAGUCCGCACACUUCAGAAUCACUCUUCUCUAGCAGCUCUGAUGACAACAGAAAGAAAUUGGAGGCAUCAAAAUCUCUCAGUGAUAAAGACCCCAGUAAGUCUGUUGAUACUGAAACUGCCAGCACAUCCAAAGCAGGAUACAAUGAAUCCAAGCAAAUCAGUGAAGUGAGCCCCCAGCAGGACCAGGCAGUCAGCUCCUCUGGGACCCCGCCUGACACUGUUACCAUGGUCACCAGCUCUGGAGAUACAGGUUGUCGUGUGUUGGCCAAAUGGAAGGACGGCUUCUUCUAUCCAGGCUGCCUUAAAUCCACACCAGACAGAUACACAAAGUGCUCUGUUAAGUUUGAUGAUGGGGACAGGAUGAACGUGAGGUCAUGUGACAUCCUGCUGAUAGAGCGUCUAGCCCCUGGCCAGAGUGUCAUGGUGCUCACACCAGCGGGGGACUUUGAAUACGGACUUGUGCUACAGCAGCACAGUGAUGGCUAUGUGGUGGAGACAGACGACAGCAAGGCUGGGAGAUACUCCUUCAGCCAAGUGAUCCUGUCCACAGACCAGGCAGCCUGUAUAGUGUCAGACAUGGGCAGUGUGGUAUUGAUACAGGGCAGUACCAACCCAGGGGCACCCAGGGAUGUAGGACAAGUCAGUUUAGAGAAUAUAGUGGACACACCAAGAAGAUCUGCCAAAAAGAAACCACCAGAAGAAGUAAAAAAGGAGGACACAGAGGUCAAAGGUCAAGGUCAGACUACUAGGGGCCUGAAGAGGAAGCUGGAUUCCCUGCAGCCCCAGGCCACUAGCACACCCACACCGAAAGGGAAAGGACCAUUGUCCCUUAGUAAACAACAAAAAGUUUCAGUGACUCCUAGCCCCUCAACCAGCCCCAUCAGAGGCAUACAAGACAGCCCCAGAGUUGCAGCAACCUCACCGCGAAAAACUAGAGUUGGUCUGUUCCCUACUGGGUUGGGACCGCUGCCAGGCGCGAGGCUGUUUGAGGGUAUCCACUUCCUGCUGACCCACGUUGAGAAGACUCCCCAGCAGGUGGCGGAGGAGAAGGAGGCCCUGAAACCUGCCCUGGAUACCUCCACUGAUGAAAGCUCUGCUGACGAGGAGCCAUGCACACCUUUUAACAAGGAUCAUCUAAAGACCCAGAUAGAGGCAGGGGGCGGAGUUGUGGUAGAAGAUCUCACAGAAGAACUGAUGUCCAGCGGUAGGCGGGUGGUUCUGCUGUCCUCCACAUACCAGCGCACUCUCAAGUACCUGCAGUGUUUGGCGGGAGGCGUUCCCUGUAUCAGUCACAUGUGGGUAGUGGACAGCUGUACUGCACAGGAACUCCUUAAUGAGACUAUAUACCUAUUGCCUGCAGGCAUCAGUCUGGAGAAACACAGACUCAUGGAGUGGAAUAAGAGAAACGACGUGUUCAUAGGCAUCAAAGCAGUGGUGCACUCAAAGAACACCAGAUUUGUCGACUCAUGGUCAGCCAUUUUGAAACUGGGCAAGUGUCAAGUGUAUCCACAACAACAGCUCACAGACGUGCAUGUCAUGGUCACAGACAGUACUUGUUCUCCAGCACUGGAGAGGCAGGCACGAAAGAAGGAGGUACCCCUCGUGUCUACAGAGUGGGUCAUACAGUCGUUAAUCAAUGGGAAAGUAGCUGGUUAUGACGUUCACCCGAAGUACAGGCAUGAUUUCAGUGUUUGAAGUUUCUGUACUUUGAACCAAUGUAUGGGUACUUUAUCAUGGUACAGAAGGUAUAUAUUAUAUGUAGGGUGUGUCUGUAUGGAAAUUGAGAGUCAUAUGGUUCAAAAAUUUCUUUCUCUGUGAACUGCAUUACUAAACUUGCACAGGUGCAAUUUGUGAAGAUGAGUAUUGUGUUAAAUAUGAUUAAUGAAAGUACUUUGUUUUUGUAUAUAAUAUCAGAAUCUUUAUGCAAGGUAUAUGAUAAAUUGUUGAAUUUUCUUUUGACUGUCUCAAUUUUGUUCUCGCACAGAAUAGAUUUCUUAAAUCUAAUAUCAAUGCUUAUUGUCCGACCUUGAAUCAGCCUUUUAUUACAUAAAGUACAGGUUAUAAAAUAAUAUGUUCAAAUAAAAUACUCCUGUUUUCAGGGGUGGUGAAAAUUCAUACUUAGCUCACAUGUCUUAUGUUGAAAAUUGCCAUGUAAAACUUGUCAGCAAAGGAAAUAUAUGAGCAGCAUUCUGUGAAGACUGUGCUUAUUGCAUGUGGGUAAUCAAGGACAACAUGUUCUGCCUUAACUGGAUCUUACUUUAACCUUUCUCACUCAGAAGCAAAGUGAAAAUGGCUAUGUGCAAACAGCAUAAAACCAGUAACAGCCUGCGAGUAACUCGCAGUCUGUUCAGGUUUUAUUCUGUUUGCUACUCAUCAGUAUCUAAGGGUUGCAAAUAAAGCCUUUGUAACUUGAAUAUAUUUAGAAAGGACUUCAAAUGUGUCAAAGUGCAUUUCUGGGCAGUAAAGGGUUAAGUAGAGAUUUCGUUUAAAUUCCAUAAAAAGGGAAAGUGUUGUCCGUGAUAAGACAAUGCAAACUGCACAGGCUUUCUUGGAUAUCACUAUGCCCAUGCUUUAAGCCCUGUUUUUUCAGGUGGUUGCUUGAGGUGUUUGCAGUUUCACUUUUUUCCACUGUAAUGAAUUACUUUGAAAUUGUGUAUGGUUCUUGGAAUACCUGCUGCUGUUUUCUAUUUUCUGUUUUAUUUUUCUGAAUCUGUUUAAAAUAUUUGAAAAACAGACAAACAUUUUAAGUCUGAUCUUUGUCUGUUUUUACCUUUAAGUUUGUGUUAAAGAAAUACUUACCAACUUAGUGCCAUAAGUUAGUGUAAUAACUCUUAGUUGAAUGAGUGUAAUAACUCUUAGUUGAAUGAGUGUAAUAACUCUUAGUUGAAUGAGUGUAAUAACUCUUAGUUGAAUGAGGUAAUUUUAGGUGCUCUUAUUUCCUCUUUUAAUUGUUGUUAUAAUGAUUGCAAUAUGUCUAACAAAAUGUGACUUUUAAAAGUGCAUACACAUCAUGCAUGUUCUAGUUUUAAUAUUUUUAUAUCUUCAGAAUUUUUUGGCAAAUUUUUUAUUGAAUUUUAUUCAUUAGUUAUAACUUACAAUCAAAUAUAGUGCAUGUAAUACAAUUGUGUGUGUUGUGGGAAAUGCUGAUUUUAAUUCUUAUUUUCUUAAAAUAUUUUUUAAGCAUUCCAUUGUCCUAAUGUUUUUAACCAUAUCUCUUAUAAAGGAUGGAUGUUAUUUUUGAUAAUAUAAAAGGGUUUCUAACUGUAGAUGCGAUAAAUAUAUUGGGUUAUGGGCCUUCAGUAAUUGUUGGUUUGUUCCUAAGUAAAAUGUCUGGUUAAAUAAUAUAAUACAUGUAUUGAUAAAUUUUUGUGUCGAGCCCCCUUGCUUGAUAUAUUAGUUGAAAUGGUCGAGUGUAUGUUUGUAGCAUUUUACAAUAUCAAAGUUUUUCUGGACCAUUGAUCGUGCAAAUUUCAAAUAACAUAUCACCAAGACAAGAAAAACAUGUUAAGUGCAAUACCUUUUGUCUCCUUACCACAAUGAUCAAGGGCACACUUAAAGGUCAAAAGUUAAAUUAAAGGGCAUAUACAGCUUGUAUGGACUCAAAUAACCAGCAUGAGGAGACCGCAUGGAUCAUUUACCACCUGUCUCCCUACCUAGAGGUCAAGGUUACAACUCUUUGUCAAAUGUCAUGUGUGGCCAAAGGUCAAAGUUAUAUCUCUAUGUAAAAUUUCAUGUGGCCAAAGAUUGAGGUUACAUCUUUAUUUCAAAUGUCAUGUGGCCAAAGGUCAAGGUUACAUCUCUAUGUCAAAAGUCAUAUGUGGCCAAAGGUUGAGGGCACAUCUCUAUGUCAAAAGUCAUAUGUGGCCAAAGGUUGAGGGCACAUCUAUAUGUCAAAAGUCAUAUGUGGCCAAAGGUUGAGGGCACAUCUGGUGUGACACCCAUCUUCCGACUUCAAUGGUCAAGGUCACUCCUAAUGGUGAAGGUUUUAUUCAGCCAUGAAAAGAGCUUGUCCACACUGUUUUUUCUUCAUUCGUCAUGCAAAGGUCAGGUCGGAACUUAUCUUUGGCUAUGCAAUUUUAAAUACUUUACCAAAUGUGUUCACCAUUUUGCCUGUUAGACUCAUGUGCCCAGCUCCAAUGUCAAAGUGACAUUUAGAGGUCAAAGGUCACAUUUGAGCAGUAAACAUCUUGUCCAGACUGCAACUUAUUUAUUCACUAUACAAUUAGUAAAAGUUAUUUCCAAAAACGUUCACCAUGUUGAGAUUGCAUGUCAUGCGUCAUUCCUUAUGCAAAAGUCAAAUGUAAAACAUGUGCAUGGUGAAGCUUGUUAGCUGCGUUCUAAUAAAACUGGGCAUAAUUCAUGUGCGGAAAGUGUCGUCCAAGAUUAGCCUGUGCACUCUGCACAGGCUAAUCAGGGACGACACUUUCCGCUUUUAUGACAUUAUUGUUUAAAUGAAGUCUCUUCUUAGCAAAACUCCAAUUUAGGCAGGAAAGUCCCUGGGACGACACUUUACGCACAUGCAUUAUGCCAAGUUUUCUCAGAAUGCGACUCAAAUGCUGCCAGCAUCUAUCCAGCUAGUUCAUGUUUUUAUGCUGUGUUUGAAAAAAUGUACUUAAUGUGUUCAGUUUUAACCUGGGUAAUCAUUAUUUUCUUUCAGUUCAUUUUAUACUUCAGUAAAAUGUAUUCCAUUCAGUUCAUUACAUGUUUCAGUAAACUAUAUUUUAUUGUAGAGUUUUCAUACAUUAUUUAGGUCAACAUUCUGAUCUCUUCACUAAUCAUGUCAUAUCAUUAAGUUGUUUUCAUAUGUCACAUAAAAAAAAGGUUAAUAAAUUGAAACAGAACAAUA